UGUUAAGGGGAACGCUGAUUAGCACAUUUUAUGUUAAGGUACACUCUGACUGACCCAUUUUAUGUUAAGGGGCACUCUGAUCGGCCUAUUUUAUGUUAAGGGGCACUCUGACUGACCCAUUUUAUGUUAAGGGGGCACAAAUGGGCACAUACUGUGGAAAGGGGCACUCUGAUGGGCACAUGUGUUGGAAAGGGGCACUUUGAUGGAAAAUAUGAUGUAAAGGGGCUCUCUGAUGGGGACUCUGAUGGGAAUACCUGAUGUAAAGUGGCAAUGUGAUGGGGAUACCUGAUGUAAGGGGGCACACUGA
Molecule: messenger RNA, 307 nt
Organism: Staurois parvus
Lineage: Eukaryota; Metazoa; Chordata; Amphibia; Anura; Ranidae
Source: the annotation of a GenBank genome assembly